UUAAGCUGCUGCCGUCCCAUCACGAUUGCUAAAUCCCGCUCCCUGAAGCAUUUAUGUAACAAUCAAGAUCCAGCUGCUUCACGAUGGCCAUAUUUAAUCAUUAUGGAAAUACGAUGUGUUCUUGAGUUUCAGAGGUGAAGAGACUCGGAAGAAUUUCACCGACCAUCUGCGCGCCGCGCUGGAUCAAAAGGGCCUUAGAAUAUUUAGGGAUCAUGAAAGUAUUGAGAGAGGGAAGGAAAUUUCGUCUGAGCCACUGAAAGCAAUUGAAGAUUCCAUGAUUUAGAUCAUAAUUUUUUCAAGAAAUUACGCCUCAUCGACUUGGUGUUUGGAUGAACUUGUAAAGAUUGUUGAUUGCUUAGACGUGGAUAAGCAUCGCGCAGUUGUGCCAGUUUUUUACGACAUAAAUCCAUCAGAUGUACGGAGACAAACGGGAGAUUUCAAGAAAGCUUUUGAUAAACAUGAAGAAGAUUUUAGAGACGAUGAGGAGAAGGUGCAAAAGUGGAGAAGUGCUCUGAUAAAGGUAGCCAGUUUGUCUGGAUGGCAUUUGAAGGAUAGGCAUGAGUCGGAAUUUAUUCAGGAUAUUGUCAAGAACAUAUUGAGAAUACUUUACGGUCUAUGAUGCUUGAGGACAUUGUAGGAAUAAAUUCUCGCCUGGAGAACCUGAUGAAGCUUAUAAGGCGUACGCCUGAUGAUGUUUGCAUGAUAAGAAUCUUUGGAAUGGGAGGGGUGGGCAAGACAACGAUUGCAAUAGUUGUUUAUGAGUUGCUUUCUUAUGAAUUUGAAGGUCAUAGUUUUCUUGCGAAUGUUAGAGAAAUUUCUGAAAAAAGUGGUUUGGCUUCUUUACAAAAGCAACUUCUUUCCCAAAUUCUAAUGGAAACUUAUUAUAACAUAAAUGAUCUAUAUGAUGGAAUAAGUGUAAUAAGAAGUAGGCUACAACAUAGGAAGGUUCUUGUCAUCAUCGAUGAUGUUGAUAAUGUAAAUCAACUGAACACAUUAGCUGGAAAACAUCAUUGGUUUGGUUCGGGCAGUAGGAUCAUAAUAACAACAAGAGACAAACAUUUGUUGUUGACACAUGGAGCGGAUGAGUUAUACAAAGUUGAGGAACUAAAUGAUGAUGAUGCACUUAAACUCUUUUGUUUGAAGGCCUUUAAGAGUUGUCGUCCUCCGAAAGACUAUGUGGAAGUUUCCAAGCGUAUUGUGAAAUAUGCUGGUGGUCUUCCAUUAGCUCUCCAAGUUUUGGGUUCUCCUUUGUUUGCUAGAACUAUAGAUGAAUGGAAAUAUGCACUAGAAAGAUUAACUAAAGAUUUUGAAAAAGAAGUUCUAGAUGUACUUCAAAUAAGUUUUGAUGGGUUGAAAGAAACAGAAAAGAAAAUAUUUCUUGAUAUUGCAUGUUUCUUUAAUGGGGAACAUAUAGAUUAUGUUACACAAAUUUUGGAUGGCUGUGGUUUUUACCCAAGUAGUGGAAUACGUGAUCUUGUUGAUAAAUGUCUACUACCUAUUUUAGACAACAAAAAAUUGUGGGUGCAUGAUCUAUUACAAGAAAUGGGUAAACAAAUUGUUAAGAGACAAUCGAUUGAGAAGCCUGGAAAGCGGAGCAGAUUCUGGGAGGAAUGAGAUAUCUAUUAUGUAUUGACCAAAAACAUGGGAAGUGACGUUGUUGAAGGCAUAAAAUUGGACUAUCCUAAAGAAGAGUUGCAUUUGAGUGCUAAAGCAUUUUCAAAGUUGAUCAAUCAAAGAUUGCUAAAAGUCAGCAAUGUUCAACUUCCCGAAGGUCUCAAGUAUCUUUCUAAUGAGUUACGGUUACUCGAAUGGCAUGGAUAUCCUUUAAAAUCCUUGCCGUCAAAUUUGCAAAUGGAUAGAAUUGUUGAACUUAAAAUGCGUUCUAGCAGCAUUGAACAACUAAGGCAGGGAAUGAAGCCUUUACACCAGUUAAAAUCCAUCAAUCUAAGUCUCUCCCAGAAGUUGAACAAGACACCAGAUUUCACAGGGGUCCCAAAUCUAGAGUAUCUAAUUCUUGAAGGAUGCAUAAAGUUGCGAGAGAUUCACCCAUUUGUGGUAGUCCACAAAAAGCUUAUUCUGUUGAAUCUGAAGGAUUGCAAAAGUCUUACCACUCUUUCAAGUAAAAUUAAUAUUGCAUCUCUUAGAAAACUAAAUACUUUCUGGUUGCUCAAAAUUAAAAGAGUUUCCACAGAAUGUUGGAAGUAUGGAAUGUCUGUCAGAGCUGUUUUUAGAUGGAACUGUGAUUAAAGAACUGUCGUCCUCAGUUAAACGUUUGACUGGUCUUGUUUUGCUGAAUUUGAAAGAUUGCAGUCAGCUUGAGAGUCUUCCAAGUGAUCUAAAUUAUUUAAAAACUCUUAGAUCUCUCAAUCUCUCUGGUUGUUCUAAACUUGAAACUUUGCCAGAGAAUUUGGGACAAGUAGAAAGUUUGGAAGAGCUUGAUGUGAGUGGAACUGCUAUAACGCAACCAGUGUCAUCUAUUUUUUUUAAUAAAAUCUUAGAGCUUAUCUUUUCGUGGAUGCAAAGGAUCAGCACCUAAAUCUUGGCAUUUGCGUUUAUCCUCCAAGUUGAUGCCAAGAAGUUAUAAACAUACCAUGACUUUGAUGUUGCCUUCUUUCUUGGGUUUUGUGCUCUUUAACAAAAUUGGAUCUUAGUGACUGUAAUUUGGGGAAGGUUCAAUCCCCAAUGAUUUUGGCAAAUUGUUUUCAUUAGAUAUUGUUUUCAGUAGAGGAGUUAAAUCUAAGUAAAAACAAUUUUGUUUUUCUACCAACAAGUAUCAACCGUCUUUCUAAGCUUCAAUGUCUUAAGUUGGAGGGUAGCAAGAGACUUCAAUCUCUGCCGGAACUUCCACCCAAUAUUAAUACGAUUAGACUUGAUGCUUGUCCUUCACUUGAAACAUUAUCAAAUGGAUUAGAAUUUCGCAAUUCGGAGUUUGCGGUGAUUUCUUGCAUGAAUUGUUUAAAACUAUCUGAUUGCUGCAGCAUGGGAUUGUUAAUGUUGAACCGAUACCUUAAGGCAAUGUCAAAUCCAAGAAUGGAGUUUAGCAUUGUUGUUCCUGGAAAUGAAGUUCCUGAAUGGGUUAAGCAUAAGAGUGAGGAUUCUUCGAUUAGAAUAACAAGGCCUUCACAUGGGUAUCCUAGAAAACUGGUGGGAUAUGUUGUGUGCUCUGUUUUUGUUGUUCAUAAGCAUCAACCUGCCCUUAGCGAUGCUUUUGGCAGACAUAAUCUUUUCUUCCAUUUGAAAGCUGAUGAAAAACCUUCUUCUACAUCUCAUUUUAUUUAUUUCGAAGAUAAGUUCGGCGAGGCUGUGUCGGGCCAUCUGUGGUUACUCUAUUUGUCUUGUCAUGAAUACUUUGAUUUAGAGUGGCAUAAUGAAUAUAAACACAUUGAGUUUUUAUUUUCAUCUCAUUGGGGGGCUGGAUUGGAGGUGAAGAGGUGUGGGGUCUGUCCAAUAUAUGAACAAGAAUUGAAAGAGUUAUGCCAAACACUGAACCAAUAUAGUAGCUCUGCUUUUGAGGAUUUGAAUGAGUAUUUUGUAGGAUUGAACUACAACUAAGCGAAGUCUAGGUGACCAUGGUAGGGCAAAACCUAGUGGAAAUGGCUAUUAUGAUGAGGAACCCCUUACCACAAGAUAAAGAACUUAAAUUCUCUUGAAAGGGCAAAGUGUAUUUUGGUGUUGGAAGCCCAAAUUUUUAGAAUGCUCAGAAGAACAAAUAUAUAUAGACAAACAAAUUGUGGCUAUACUUUUAAACGUUGAGGAAGUGCAAGCUGCUACAACAUCUUUCUUAAAAGUUCUCUCAGCUUCUCCUUCAGCCUAUUCUGCAAAUCAAAAGUCUCAGUUUUCCAGGUGCAAUGCUACCCCCUUCCCUCAACCCUUAGAUCGCGCCAUUACUAUUUGGGAGGUGAUCCAGUGAUUGAGCACAUAUGAUUGUGAAACUUUCCAAUUGAGUGCAAGAGAAGGUUCUCAUGGACCAGACAAAGAUCAAAUAGGUGUUUCUUUACCUUUUAUUUUUCUUUUUGGUAGAAAUAACAUGUCAGCCAAAUGCAAAUUUGGUAGAAAGAUUGAAAGAGAAAUGAAAAGUGAGAUGAGAAUCUUGUCUAUGGACCCAUACUAGAUAUUAGAGCUUGGUUAUUUGACCAUGAUUCAAGGGUUUUAACAUAGCAUUUCACUAUUUAUAUGACAGAGACAUGAGGUUGCACAUGAAGUUGGGGAUAUUGAAGAAUAUUCAGAGUUUGUAAAGGAGCCAAAUUUAUGUCCUUGCAGUUGUAACAUUCAAUAUAUCAAAAUCAAUGUUUUAAAACCUGGCCUGGCUCGGCCGGUUUAAUCGGGACUCGGAAGCUUCAACGGGCCGGGUUUAAUUUUUUCCUAUUCACCCAAUACCUUAGGAUUUCCGGUGAUGAUUGGCGAACAAUUAACUGUCGGAAUGUUGGGGCUUUUGAAGAGCUAUUUCCGGUGAAUGUAAUGGUAGUGAAAGAUUUGAUUUCCGGUGAGUAAAUCGAUCGGAAAUCGAACAAAACUGGCAGCGGCAACGAUGAGAUUUUUCCGACGAUU
Pistacia vera is the source of this 4548-nucleotide messenger RNA. Its product is annotated as TMV resistance protein N-like. The record is from RefSeq and is a predicted model, not a curated record. The coding region runs from base 616 to 1614 and encodes 332 amino acids. Lineage: Eukaryota; Viridiplantae; Streptophyta; Magnoliopsida; Sapindales; Anacardiaceae. Gene Ontology annotation, molecular function: ADP binding. The transcript is spliced from 7 exons. Gene Ontology annotation, biological process: defense response.